AUGGAAACUACUUCUCUCUAAAGCGAACACAUUCCUAUUGAUUCUAAAAAGGCUAUAAUAAUAGACUUAUUGUCAGGAACUGCUGCUGGAGCAUUAUCAACUUUGGCAGGUUAUCCUUUAGAUUUAAUUAAGUUUAGGCAACAAGUAUAAUAGGUAUCUGUAAUAAAAGCAUCAAAACAAAUUUUCCAAGAGGGUAGAUUAUCCGGGUUUUUUAAAGGGUCAUUAUCGCCUGUUCUUGGAAAUAUACCCAUCAAUUCUUUGAUAUUUGCUGCUAAUGGGUUUUGUAAUAAGUAGUUUAAUAACCAAUAGACUAAACUGAAUGAGUUCUAAAAGAUAUACUUAUCAGGCUGCUUUGCAGGUGCUGUGUCUCUUAUUGCUUUUGUACCCACUGAGUUGAUAAAGGUGAGAAUUCAAGAUAUGCAUUAGCAAUAAAAUCACCUCUAUAAGAAAGUAGUAGACGUUCCAACAUUUGGAAUUUAUUUCUCUUCUUACAAUAUUUACUAGAAGAUGUUUGGAAUGGAUCCUAACUCUAAGAUAUCAGAUUAGAACGUGACAUUUUUGGUUAAAAAGAUGCUAGCUGGUGGGCUGGCGGGAUCUACCACUUGGUUUUUUGCCUAUCCUUUCGAUGUGAUUAAAUCAGUUGCUCAAACAGAAAGAUUUAUUAAUCACUCCUCGUUUUAAAUCAUGAGACAUUUACAUAGAGAGCAUGGAUUAUCUAUAUAUCAUUAAGGCUUGAUGUCUUGUCUUACCAGAGCUUUUGUCGUAAACUCAUUUUGUUUUGUUAUCUACGAAUACUGUUGCUAAUAACUUAAUCAUAUGCUUUGA
Stylonychia lemnae is the source of this 825-nucleotide messenger RNA. The record is from the annotation of a GenBank genome assembly. Lineage: Eukaryota; Ciliophora; Spirotrichea; Sporadotrichida; Oxytrichidae.